Molecule: messenger RNA, 4908 nt
Organism: Penicillium alfredii
Lineage: Eukaryota; Fungi; Ascomycota; Eurotiomycetes; Eurotiales; Aspergillaceae
Product: chromatin segregase YTA7
Exons: 2
Coding region: 1-4908 (1635 amino acids)
Biological process (GO): positive regulation of transcription by RNA polymerase II
Cellular component (GO): nucleus
Molecular function (GO): chromatin binding; histone binding; ATP hydrolysis activity
Source: RefSeq, a predicted model, not a curated record
AUGGCGCGCCGUGGUUCGAAACGUCCCCUCGAGGAGCUCGCCAAUAAGUCCGAUUCAGAGGACGAGGACUACAGCGAUCACCCCUACCGUUCCUCACGACCGGCUAGAAGGUCCAAGUCGAUCCCGAAGAAGUCGAGACCCGUGAAGAAGAAGCCUCGUCGCGACUCAGAUGACGAUAUCGUUUCGGAUGACGAAGACCUCAGUGAAGACCUUUCCUUUGACGAACCCGAAGAAGAUUCAGAUGAUCCGAACGUCGAGCGCAAUGCCAGAGGAACGGCGCGCCGACGAACCACUCAAGCGAGUCGCCCCAUGUACGAGGAACCCGGGUCGGAAGAGGAGAUGUUUGAGGACGACGGGGACGAAGAAACUCGGCCAGCUUCACCCAAGAAGAGCGUGAUGGUUACUUUGAAGGUUCGACCCGAGGCUCUUCGACAACAACCGACGCGACGAAUGACCCGCCACACUCGUGGCAACUCGGAAGACAUCUUUGCCUUGACCAAUUCUGGGCGGCACAUGGAGACUGUCGAACGGGCCACGCUCAGUCCAGAAGCGGAAAGUCACAAUCGCGGUUCUCGAGCGCGUCGAGGGAUCAAGCAACAAGUUAUCGAUGAAGAAGAUGACGAUGCCGAAGUCAUGGAGACCACGACCGAAGUCCGAGGCUCCCAGCUGGAGAUCCUGGAAAGCGAUGCACACCAAAGUGGCACCGAAGCUGAACCAACGGCUGUGAACCAAGGCGAGCCAAACCAAGCUGACACCGAAAUGGCGGACGAGGGCAUCGUUCCUGAAUCAGAGAACGGUGACGCAAAACACGACGCCGAAGACGAGGACGAUGACGAUGACGAUGACGAUGAAGGCCCCACAACCGGGCGGCGAAGCAGACCGACUCGCAAUGACGCUGCCGAGGAAGAAGCGGAACCGGAUGAAGAUGCGCAGCUACGCCGGUCAAGUCGCAAGAAGCCCCAGAGCUCGCAGCGCAAAGACCAGGACGAGGAAAGCGACUUUAAGCCGGAAGAAGAAGAGUCAAAUGAAGAAGACGAGGCCUCGGAUUCAGGUAAGUCCCAGGGCUCACCUCGCAAGGCAACUCGAGCUCGUGAAGAUGAGGAGGACAGCAGCACCAGCCGCCGUCCUGGUUUGCGUAAACGGCCCGAUCGAUCUCGUGGACAGUCGGAGGUUGCAGAUGAACUCGCCGAAGAGCUGCAAGAUUUGCGCGGUGGCCGUCCUCGUCGCCGGCUACAACCAGAAAUCAUUUACGAGAAGCCGCGGCGCAACCGCAAGGAUGUCGAUUAUCGCAUCAUUCGACCUGACCUGCUACUGCCCAUGGAGGAUGCGGAAAAUGAAAUGGUCAAUGAAUCUCCGUCUCGUCGUGGUCGCGGUGGAGCUGGCGCAGGCUGGCAGCGCACACUGUUUCCAACAUAUGGCCCAUUUGGCGGCGGUGGCCCGUCGGCAAUCCUUGGCCCUCCUGGUGCUCCUGCCGCAACUGGGGGUGUGGAUAGCGACAGUAGCGAUGACGAGGUACCUCAGCCAUCUAAGGGUCCUGGACUUGCUCCCAGUGGUGGACUCGUGCCGUCCGCUCAAACUCACUCAGCCGAUCCCGCCCAGAAUCUCUCUGGUACUCCCGCCAACUUGGGCAAGCUCAAGGACAAGCAGGCGUUGGCAGAUGCAGACCCGCUGGGCGUGGACGUCAAUGUCAAUUUUGACAGUGUCGGAGGCUUGCAGGGGCACAUCGACCAAUUGAAGGAGAUGGUCUCGCUUCCGCUCCUCUACCCGGAGAUCUUCCAGCGGUUCCACAUUGUUCCUCCUCGGGGUGUCCUGUUCCAUGGACCCCCAGGAACAGGAAAGACGCUCUUAGCUCGGGCUCUGGCAAACAGCGUCAGCUCAGAAGGCCGCAAAGUUACAUUCUACAUGAGGAAGGGAGCAGAUGCAUUGAGCAAAUGGGUCGGUGAAGCCGAGCGACAGCUUCGACUUCUUUUCGAGGAAGCCCGCAAGACGCAGCCCAGCAUCAUCUUUUUCGAUGAGAUUGAUGGUCUGGCCCCGGUGAGAUCCAGCAAGCAGGAGCAGAUCCAUUCGUCCAUUGUUUCAACGCUGUUGGCGUUGAUGGAUGGCAUGGAUGGCCGUGGUCAAGUUAUUGUCAUUGGCGCCACUAACCGACCGGACUCUGUCGACCCGGCCCUUCGUCGCCCGGGUCGUUUCGACCGCGAAUUCUACUUCUCGUUGCCCAACGUCGAGGGCCGUCGUUCCAUCCUAGACAUCCACACCAAAGGCUGGGACCCACCACUUCCCGGCGACAUCAAAGACGAACUCGCGGAGAUUACCAAGGGAUAUGGCGGUGCCGAUCUGCGGGCUCUUUGCACCGAGGCUGCCCUUAAUGCCGUGCAGAGAAAGUAUCCCCAGAUCUACCAAUCUAAUAAGAAGCUCCUGAUUGAUCCCAAGAAGAUCAAUGUGACGCCUAAGGAUUUUAUGCUGGCAAUAAAGAAGAUGGUGCCUUCCUCCGAGCGGUCUACCUCAUCAGGAGCGUCUGUGCUACCCAAGAUCGUUGAGCCUCUCCUUCGUCAGCCAUUGACCGAAAUUCAAGUUUUGCUGGCGGAGAUUCUACCCCAGCGUAAGAAGCUCACUGCUCUUGAGGAAGCCCAAUUCGAAGAACCCGAGGACGCCGGAGGGUUCCGACGCGAAAAAAUCGUGCAGGAAUUCGAUCAGUCUCGUGUUUUCCGCCCGCGGAUGCUUCUUCGGGGACCCCAGGGCAUGGGCCAGCAUUAUCUGGCAGGGGCUCUUCUGCAUAGCUUUGAGGGCCUGCAUGUACAGGCAUUCGACCUUCCCAUAUUGUUGAGUGACUCGACCCGUUCGCCUGAGGCAACUGUCAUCCAACUCUUUUCGGAGGUGAAGCGACACAAGCCCAGUGUGAUCUACAUCCCCAAUCUGCAGUCAUGGUACGACACAGUUGGACCCGCGGUGAUUUCCACAUUUAUGGGUUUGCUGCGGUCAAUACCUCCCUCUGAUCCAGUCCUGUUGCUUGGUGUCCUCGAGUCCACAGGUGAGGAAGUGGAUGCUGGGCUGCUCAGGAACCUCUUCGGAUUCUCCAAGAAGAACCUGUACGAUCUACGCGGUCCCAAUCAUGAUGCACGCCGCGAAUUCUUUGGGAAACUCAUCGAAUACGUGAAAACUCCCCCCAACGACUUUCCCGACCCGGAGAAUCGCAAGAAGCGACAACUGGAAGAGCUGGAACUCGCGCCACCGCCGCCUCCGAAUCCCGCAAUGACGCUCACAAAAGAGCAGCUCAAGGCCCAGAAGAAGAAAGAUCGCCAGACCCUCAAUCUUCUAAAGAUCCGAAUCCAGCCCAUCAUGGACCAAAUCAAGAAGUACAAGCGGUUCAGGACUGGUGUGAUCGAUGAAUCACAAAUUCGAUACCUGUGGGAAGAAGAGGAUCCGAACAUUGUGACGAGUGAUCUCCCUGUGGAGGACCAAACUUUACGACCGUUUGAGAAGGCCUAUGACAAGUAUGGUGCGCCGGGCCUCCGCGAGGUUGCCUCUGGGAAAUUUUUCUACAACAUGGAGAUUGUGACCAUCGAAAAGCGCCUGUCAAAUGGCUAUUACAAGCGCUCAAGCGAUUUCCUGGCGGACAUCAAACGGAUUGCGAAGGAUGCUCGUCAGCUGGAGGACCAGGAACGGCUGUUGCGAGCGAAUGAACUUCUGUCCAAUGUCGAGGUCGAUGUUUCUACUAUCGAACAAAGUGAACCGGCACUUGUCGUUGAGUGCGAAGGUGUUUACCAGCGGGAGCUGGCUCGGGAGAAGGAAGCUGCUGAGCGUGCGCAACGAGCGGCAGAAGAGCAAGCUGGUUCUCGGCCUGGGUCAGCAAAUGUGCCACAUGGGAACACGGAGUCUGGGCCAUCCUCUGGACCGAUCCGCCUGGGCGAGUUGUUCCCCGAUAAAGACGAGAAAGCUGCGGCACGCCCGGUGACGCCAACACAUCGGUCGACUGUGAGUUUCGCCAACGGAUACCACCACGGUGGUGGUUCGGAUCUUAAUGAGCUUAACCCCAAUGGUGGACUGAGCAAUGGCUCUCACGGGGAUGGAGACGGGGAUGUUACUAUGGCCAAUUCCGAGGAUCACACCGGCAGCAAGGAGACGCAGACCAGCUCGUUUGGGCCUUCUGCGCAGCCGAAGCCGCCGUAUUCGCACACUGCGCCAUCUCAACAGGUCCGCCGUGAGUCCGGUCUCUCCAGCUUCUCACAGCAGGGGCCCAUGACGCCCAUGGCACCUGGAUCGCAGCCCGCCGACUACACCAACGAAGCAUCCACCACGCAGACGACGUCCGACAAGAAGUCCUCCGAGCAUUCGAACCAGCAAUACUACACCCAGAGUCCUCCUGUCUCGCGGCACGAGUACCCCGACCUCAUGCAGUAUCCUGAUCGCGUAUCACAGGACGAGCAUUUGCCCGACACCCAGCCGGGUGGCAGUCAGCCCUCUCCCCGUCCCCGGGACUCAUUGUCUGGCCCUGUAGAUGCCAGUCACUCAGAGAACAGUGGAUUGAAUGGGAGCCAGUCCCAGCCGAAACCGCAACCACCACUCUUCGAUGCAUCCACGCAUGGGACCAAUGCCUCGGCCAACCUGCAAUCGCUGCUCAAUGAGGAGCCGCCCACCCAGCUAGUCCUGGACUCUUCCUACGUUGAACACCUGCAUGCGCAGCUGACGCACCUGACCAGCGGCUGCUCCGUUGAGCAACUGGAGCAAAUCAACACCAGCUUGAUGGACUACGUGUGGCGCAUGCGCAGCGAAUGGAACCGUACCAAUGUGGCCCAGGGUGUAACCGAGACCUUCAACGCCGUCUUGGAGGAUAUGCAGGCCAUGCAGGAGAUCGGUCCGAUCAGCCAACACGCCAAGGAGCAGCUGGGCCACCCGAGCUUUGCGACAUGA